AUGGAAUACAGAAAAACAAAACGCAUGGAAUCGGCCAAAUCAAAAGCUAACGAUGAAAAAAUCUCCAGUGACCAUCUAACACAUUUCCUGCACAAACCAAUCCCAAUCGAUACAAGCAGAACACAAAACACUGCCGACAUCACGCAAAACAAGAGCAGAAUCAGACAUUCAUCAUACAUCGCCAAAUACUGCGAUUCCAACACGUGCAUCCGAUAUGUUCGAAGGCCUUGCAACCGAACGCCACACUCGACGUCCAGGAAUAAACCAUCACACAGUCUAGGCCAAUGCUACAAUCCACGCAACAACGUUGCUGGACGAAACAUCACGGCCAAAUCGAAAGCUAACGAUGAAAAAAUCUCCAGUGACCAUCUGACACAUUUCCUGCACAAACCAAUCCCAAUCGAUACAAGCAGAACACAAAACACUGCCGACAUCACGCAAAACAAGAGCAGAAUCAGACAUUCAUCAUACAUCGCCAAAUACUGCGAUUCCAACACGUGCAUCCGAUAUGUUCGAAGGCCUUGCAACCGAACGCCACACUCGACGUCCAGGAAUAAACCAUCACACAGUCUAGGCCAAUGCUACAAUCCACGCAACAACGUUGCUGGACGAAACAUCACGGCCAAAUCGAAAGCUAACGAUGAAAAAAUCUCCAGUGACCAUCUGACACAUUUCCUGCACAAACCAAUCCCAAUCGAUACAAGCAGAACACAAAACACUGCCGACAUCACGCAAAACAAGAGCAGAAUCAGACAUUCAUCAUACAUCGCCAAAUACUGCGAUUCCAACACGUGCAUCCGAUAUGUUCGAAGGCCUUGCAACCGAACGCCACACUCGACGUCCAGGAAUAAACCAUCACACAGUCUAGGCCAAUGCUACAAUCCACGCAACAACGUUGCUGGACGAAACAUCACGGCCAAAUCGAAAGCUAACGAUGAAAAAAUCUCCAGUGACCAUCUGACACAUUUCCUGCACAAACCAAUCCCAAUCGAUACAAGCAGAACACAAAACACUGCCGACAUCACGCAAAACAAGAGCAGAAUCAGACAUUCAUCAUACAUCGCCAAAUACUGCGAUUCCAACACGUGCAUCCGAUAUGUUCGAAGGCCUUGCAACCGAACGCCACACUCGACGUCCAGGAAUAAACCAUCACACAGUCUAGGCCAAUGCUACAAUCCACGCAACAACGUUGCUGGACGAAACAUCACGGCCAAAUCGAAAGCUAACGAUGAAAAAAUCUCCAGUGACCAUCUGACACAUUUCCUGCACAAACCAAUCCCAAUCGAUACAAGCAGAACACAAAACACUGCCGACAUCACGCAAAACAAGAGCAGAAUCAGACAUUCAUCAUACAUCGCCAAAUACUGCGAUUCCAACACGUGCAUCCGAUAUGUUCGAAGGCCUUGCAACCGAACGCCACACUCGACGUCCAGGAAUAAACCAUCACACAGUCUAGGCCAAUGCUACAAUCCACGCAACAACGUUGCUGGACGAAACAUCACGGCCAAAUCGAAAGCUAACGAUGAAAAAAUCUCCAGUGACCAUCUGACACAUUUCCUGCACAAACCAAUCCCAAUCGAUACAAGCAGAACACAAAACACUGCCGACAUCACGCAAAACAAGAGCAGAAUCAGACAUUCAUCAUACAUCGCCAAAUACUGCGAUUCCAACACGUGCAUCCGAUAUGUUCGAAGGCCUUGCAACCGAACGCCACACUCGACGUCCAGGAAUAAACCAUCACACAGUCUAGGCCAAUGCUACAAUCCACGCAACAACGUUGCUGGACGAAACAUCACGGCCAAAUCGAAAGCUAACGAUGAAAAAAUCUCCAGUGACCAUCUGACACAUUUCCUGCACAAACCAAUCCCAAUCGAUACAAGCAGAACACAAAACACUGCCGACAUCACGCAAAACAAGAGCAGAAUCAGACAUUCAUCAUACAUCGCCAAAUACUGCGAUUCCAACACGUGCAUCCGAUAUGUUCGAAGGCCUUGCAACCGAACGCCACACUCGACGUCCAGGAAUAAACCAUCACACAGUCUAGGCCAAUGCUACAAUCCACGCAACAACGUUGCUGGACGAAACAUCACGGCCAAAUCGAAAGCUAACGAUGAAAAAAUCUCCAGUGACCAUCUGACACAUUUCCUGCACAAACCAAUCCCAAUCGAUACAAGCAGAACACAAAACACUGCCGACAUCACGCAAAACAAGAGCAGAAUCAGACAUUCAUCAUACAUCGCCAAAUACUGCGAUUCCAACACGUGCAACAUUGAGGGCGUAUUUUUCUUAACAUAG
Messenger RNA from Opisthorchis viverrini, 2295 nucleotides. RefSeq lists its product as hypothetical. The coding region runs from base 1 to 2295 and encodes 764 amino acids. The record is from RefSeq and is a predicted model, not a curated record. Lineage: Eukaryota; Metazoa; Platyhelminthes; Trematoda; Opisthorchiida; Opisthorchiidae. The transcript has a single exon.